Molecule: messenger RNA, 840 nt
Organism: Bombus pyrosoma
Lineage: Eukaryota; Metazoa; Arthropoda; Insecta; Hymenoptera; Apidae
Gene: Prosbeta7
Product: proteasome subunit beta type-4
Exons: 5
Coding region: 31-804 (257 amino acids)
Cellular component (GO): proteasome core complex
Source: RefSeq, a predicted model, not a curated record
AUUUCAAAGUGUUUUAAACUACUAAGAAACAUGGCGCUUCUGAAUAAAGCAGAUUGGUACACUCCAGCUCCUUUUUGGCAAAAUGGUCCUGCACCUGGUGCAUUUUAUCAUUUCCCGGGAGGUUCUACACAUUCCAAUGUCGGGGGAUUGCAAAGAUCACAGGCCCCUAUGACAACUGGUACAUCUGUAGUUGGAAUCCAAUUUAAAGAUGGUGUUCUUAUAGCAGCAGAUAUUCUUGGUUCCUAUGGAUCAUUGGCAAGAUUUAGGAAUCUUGAACGUGUGAUGAAAGUCAAUGACAAUAUUAUCCUUGGUGCAGGAGGAGAUUAUGCUGAUUAUCAAUGCUUGAAGAGCAACAUUGAAAGAAAAAUUCUUGAAGAAGAAUGUUUGGAUGAUGGUUUAUCUUUAAAACCAAAAGCUCUUCACUGUUGGUUAACUCAAGUAAUGUACAAUAGAAGAUCGCGUUUUGAUCCGUUUUGGAAUAAUUUCAUUAUUGGUGGUUUGGAGGGUGAUAAACUGUUUUUGGGUACUGUGGAUAAACUUGGCACAGGUUAUAGUGACCCAGUAAUAGCAACUGGAUAUGGUGCAUAUAUGGCAACACCUAUCUUAAGAAAAGCUUAUGAAGAAAAUAAAGAAAUGACUAAAGAACAGGCAAUUGAGCUUCUAUACAAAGUGAUGCAAGUUCUUUUUUAUAGAGAUGCACGAUCUUUCCCAAAAUAUCAACUUGGAAUAAUCACAAGAGAGGGAGGUGUUGAAAUACAAGGACCAUUAACUUUAGAUAGUUACUGGGGGCCUGCUAUUAUGUAAAGAUAAAUAUAAAUAAAUUUUUCUUAAUAAAAUGUA